Molecule: messenger RNA, 3302 nt
Organism: Cyprinodon variegatus (sheepshead minnow)
Lineage: Eukaryota; Metazoa; Chordata; Actinopteri; Cyprinodontiformes; Cyprinodontidae
Gene: cspp1
Product: centrosome and spindle pole associated protein 1
Exons: 26
Coding region: 1-3159 (1052 amino acids)
Biological process (GO): positive regulation of cytokinesis
Cellular component (GO): spindle pole; microtubule; centrosome
Source: RefSeq, a predicted model, not a curated record
AUGGAGGGAGGGAAGGAGAUUGCAAAGCCCAGCAGAACCAGGGGGUCCUCGGUGAAAGAGAACAUCCCUCCACGGACUGCUAACCAGGCUAAAGAGGAAAGCUGCAGUGCAGGUCUGCCCCUUGGAGCGGAGUACGAAAAGAAGAAACACAGGCUGCAGAAUGAGCUCCGUAUGGACUACAGACGCUACAUGGCUCAGCAGCUUCAACCGGAGACGGAUGUUCCUAAGCAGCGUCUAACGUGGGACAGAGGGCUGCUCAGAGCGCCGCAGCUCGCCGACCAGAACCAGGAGCCUGUUUCGGAUCUUUACAUGCAUCCAGACCGGGUGGAGAGUCCACUGGACCUGGAUUCUGGAGAGGAGAAGGCGUUUAAAGAUCAGCUGGAGAAGACUGGAGGAAGAAAGCCCCGGCUUCCUAGAUCUGAGGCCGGUUAUCAGAAGAGUCUGUGGGCUAGAAGUGAUGAAAGGGAGAAGGAGGAGCAAACAUCAGAGGUUUGGAGCGACGGCAGGAGAUCAAGAGACCUCUGGAAAAACGACAAAGCUCACUUUGGGACCGGACUGGUUAUAGGAGCUGCUGAUAGUGCCGAGGCUUUGAGGAGGAAGAAGGAGCGCUACAGGAAGGAGCUGCAGGAGCAGAUAGCUGAGCAGCAUCGCAACAGAAAGAGGGAAAAGGAUCUGGAGAUGAAGGUCGCUGCGACAGGAGCUAACGACCCAGAGAAGCCGCCAGAGCGAAUCAGACAGUUCGGACUGAGCAGGAGGGAAGCUCCUCUAUCCACAGAGCCUUUAGCGACAGCAGAGAGCGGAUCAUCAUCCAGGACCACCGCCAGCAACCAGAGGGCUGCGGUGAGGGGAAGAGAGAGACCUCUGCCUGAUCUGCCGCACGUCGCCUUCCAGUCCCCUCUGCUGGAGUACAGCUCCGCGCUCGGCAUGGUGGACGGACGUCUGUCUCCAAAUGGUCGGCAUGUUGCCCCAUCCGUCCAGAACGCCGUCGACAUCCACAGAACCUCUGCCUUCCUUCCUCAUCCGCCGCCUCCUAUGAGAGACGCAUACAGAAGCCUGUAUGGAGAACCCCAUCAGUGCUGCGGAACCAGAAACCUGCUGGACACAAACAUGGCCUACUAUCAUCGCGGUCCUGAUGCUGGCCCCGGCUUCCCUGUGUCCUACUGGAAUAUUCCACCAGGGGGAGCUGUGAGCAGCCAGCUGGGUUCCCACAGCCCCCACAGCCAGCAUGGUGGCUACAGUUACCCAGAAGCUUUGUUAGGACCCAGCAACCAGAGCACUGCUGCCGGCUCACAGGCAGGAGGCUUCCCCUCAGAGAGGACUGGAUCCACCAGGGACCGGAUUCUGAGCUACAGAGAGGCUCUAAAACUGCAGAUCCAGGAGCAGCAGGAGCGCCGGCGUCGGGAGCGGGAGGAGAGGGAGCACCUGGAGGCCCAGCUGGAGGCUGAGAUGAAGGACCAUGACCCCUGGGGAAGGGGGGGAGGCGGAGCCCCGCUGAGGGACAGCAGGGGGAAUCUCAUCGCUGACCUCAACCAGAUGCACAAGCUGAACGAGGAGGCUUACAGCAACCCAGAGCUGUGGCAGAGGAGAGCCACAGCUGCUGCUGCGACACACCGGACUGAGCCGCCCCCGCCCGCCGAGAGGCCUCCAGAGAGCAGCAGCUACGACACAGCUGACAGGCUUCCUGGUUUCACUCAUGUUCAAAGCACCCAGUUUGCCAGGGGGAAGGUUUUUUCCACCCAGCCUAGUGAGCGUCACCUCCAGGAACAGGACAAGUACAAAGCUUACCUCAAACAGCAGAUCGAAGAAAAGAUGCGGAAAAAAGCGGAGGAGAGGGAACGGAUCAGACUGGAGGAGGAGAAGGAGGAGCGGAGGCUGGCAGAGCAGAGGGCCCGCAUCCAGAGGGAGUACGAGGAAGAGCAGGAGAGGAAGAGGAGGAAAGAGAUGGAGCAAAAGGCCAAAAACCAGGAGCUGAUUCAGCUGGCUGAACAGAGGAGGAAGGAAGCGGAACGGAAGAAGAAGGAGGCAGAGGAAAAGGAGAGCGCCGCUGUGAGGAGGCAGGAUGAGAGAGAGAUGCAGGCCAGAGUGCAGGAGGUCUGCAGAGAGCCUUCUCCUCCGAUCCCAACCCUGCAGAGGAAGAACAGGAGACCCCGGCAGCACACCCCCAGCCCCCCCAGCGCUGCCCUGUCUGAGCGAUCGUCAUCCGGUCUUCAGUCGCCUCCUGUUCCUGCGCGUAGGAACCAGCUCAGAGCUGCAGGAGACCACCAUGACCUGUUCAGCGAGCUGUCAGCGCUCCGUCAGCAGCUUCGCAGCGAGCAGAAGCGCCUGGAGAGUGAUCUGCAGAACGGAAGCUGGGAGGAGCUGGACUCACCUGUCAAUGUCAGAGAGCGGGAGCGCCCGGCGGUGGACGUGUUCGACAUGGCCCGGCUCAGGCUCCAGGCUCCGGUCCGAAGGCCCAACUCCAGAACCACCGAGCCCAGAAACCCGCUGCAGAUCUACGACUGCCUUCAGCUGAAGCCCACAGCAGGUGGAGAGUUCUGGACGGGUUCUGGUCCGGACCGUAAACCUGAUGAGGUCAGAGGGAGGAGCCGGGAGCAGCAUCAGCUCAGCAGCCACAGAUCCACAGUCCAAGAUGAUUACCUGGACCUUUCUCCACCCGAGCAGAACCACUACCUGAGGAGUGUGAGCGGAGCGUCCAGAAGAGCCUUCCUCCUGGAGUCUGAGAGCGCCUUCAUGAACCCUCUGGGUGAAGCGUCCCCGGUGCCGCCUACUCCUGACCCCCAGAGGAUCCGUCAGCCGUCUGCCAGGGAGAGGAGGAGACUGGCCAAACAAGUGCAGCGCCCCCAGGAACCGGCUGCUUCCUGCCAGUCUGUCGGGCCUCAGAGGAGCCGACCUGACCUGUCGAGGAUCGGGCUGAACCUGGAGGAGGCAGGCAGUGGACUCAGGAAUCGCAGCAGGACCAGCCGGCUGAUGGGUCUCAGUCGCCAAGGACCUCCGGAUGAGUCGGACGAGGACUCCUCGCCUCCUCGGCUGUCUCCUCUCAGCCUGACCCAUGAGAGCUCAGAGGAAACUGUCGCCACGGACUCCUGGAUGGGAUCAGGAUCAUCUGAGCCCCUGAAACAUUUGGACCGAGCAUCAAGGAGGAACCGUCUGACUUCGUAGCAGCUCAUCCUGUCCAUCCUGAAACACGCUAUUAGUUUUAACCUCAGGGUGUCUCAGUGUUUCUCUGAAAUCCACUUUUCUGCAUCCAUAUUUAUAAAUGUUUUAACCCUCUGUAGACUGUUGUUAUGUUUUAAAUAAAUUAU